AUGGCUAUCACUGUCGAUCGCCUCGUGCUUCUGCUGGCGGCCCUAGCAGCCCCGGCCACCGCGCAGGAGACUGUCUGGUCAUCCGUGUCGUUUGUGCUGUAUGGCGAACGCACACCCCUCCAAGGCUCGACCUCGCCGGAGCUGACGCCGCUCGGCGCCCAGCAAAUGUUCGACCUGGGCUCCAUCUUCCGCGCUCGCUAUCUCAGCAGCGCCAACACUACCUUGCCAGACAUCAUGGCGUCAAUCACCUCACAGGCGCUCAUUGAGGGAAUUGAAGAAGACUCGAUCGACAAUGACCAGGUGUUCACGCAGGCUACCGAUGACAGCUAUGUGGCUGCCAGUGCGCUGGCUUUUCUGCAGGGCCUCUACCCGCCGCAGACUAGCAGCUUUGCAGCUGGAAACGGUGGUCGCGAUGCGGCCGUGCUGAACAACGACACGCUUGUGAACUUUCCGCUCAAUGGCUACCAGUACCCUCUGGUUGCCACCCUGUCGUACGAUGACCCAGCAUCAGUCUGGAUCGGGGCCAAUAUUGGCUGCACCGAAUACCAGCAGUCCGUCUUCGGUUACUUCGGCGAAGAUCAGACCAAAACACUGUACUCCGAGACGCUCGGUUACUACCAAUCGCUCUGGUCCGGUGUAUUCCAAGACGUCUUCAGCCAGGCCAUGACCAAUUACUACUCUGCCUACAACCUCUACGACUACGCUUCCUACGAGUACAGCCACAAUCCCCAGAUGGCCAAUGCCCUUGACUCGUCCGACCUGGCCAUCCUGCGCACCUACGCUUACACCCAGCAGGUCGAAAUCAACGCCGAUCUCGACGUGUCUGGCAAAAAGAAGGGCGAUAUGAUCCGGGCAAUCUCCGGCCGCAUGUUGGCCACAUACGUGGUCAGCCUGUUCAAGAACACCAUCGACUGGGACGGCAGAUUCGGAAAGCUGAAUCUCAUGUUUGGGUCUUUUGAGCCCUUUCUCGCCUUCUUCGCGCUCUCGAACCUCACCAGCGGCGUCUCAGCUUCCGUCUUCCAGGGCCUGCCGAGCCCUGGCGCCACGAUGGUCUGGGAGUUGUACACCGAGUCGGACAACACGACUACGUACCCAAGCAUGGACGACAUGUACGUGCGGUUCUUCUACCGUCCCAACACGGACAACGACACAGCCCUGACCCAGUAUGGCCUCUUCACCAACGGCUCGGACGUGAGCGGCAUGCCCUUCCAGGAAUUUGCUGCUGCCAUGUACGCCAUCGGUGUGCCCAGCGUGACAAAGUGGUGCACCAUGUGUUCCGGCGUCAGCGUGUUCUGCCCGGCCUAUGAGGAGAACAGCAGCGGCAGUGGCAGCAGAUCCGGUUCCAGUGGCAGCACGUCCGGCAGCAAGAGUUCCAUGUCCCCGGCCGUGGCCGGCAUCAUCGGUGCCAUCAUAAUGCUCAGUGCCAUCUCGUUGGUUGGCCUUGUUGCCAUUGCCCUGGGUGGUUUGCGGGUUUACCGUCGUGCCGGCAGCCGUCCGGCUGUGCAGACCAGCGACCCCAGAGUCGGCGGGGUCCAGGAUGCCCGGUCCAUCGGCGGCUUUAAGGGCUUGGAGAAGAAGCCUGGAGACGCCGACGUGGUCGUGGCUAAGACCGGUAUGCGUCACGAACGGGUGGGCAGCUGGGAGCUGAACGGCGGCAAAUAUAACGGCAAGACUGUGGCUGCCAAUGGAGACGAUAAUGCCACCCCUUCGGGCCCGCUGAAAUCCGUCGGCACGGUCCUGCAGAAGAGCCAGGUGCAGUCUACGAUCAGAAACACAGACACCGAUGACGACGACAUGGCCGAUCUUGUUGGCCCGGUCAUGACGCCAAAGGAGCAUGUCUAA
Messenger RNA from Grosmannia clavigera kw1407, 1842 nucleotides. RefSeq names its product histidine acid phosphatase. Bases 1 to 1842 code for a protein of 613 amino acids. The record is from RefSeq and is a predicted model, not a curated record. Lineage: Eukaryota; Fungi; Ascomycota; Sordariomycetes; Ophiostomatales; Ophiostomataceae. Gene Ontology annotation, biological process: dephosphorylation. The transcript has a single exon. Gene Ontology annotation, molecular function: phosphatase activity.